Molecule: messenger RNA, 1869 nt
Organism: [Candida] anglica
Lineage: Eukaryota; Fungi; Ascomycota; Pichiomycetes; Serinales; Debaryomycetaceae
Source: the annotation of a GenBank genome assembly
GAAAGAACAAACCCAGUGAAGAGAACUUUAAUACCGAUCAAUAUAGUCAAUAUAAACAUGGCUGGGAAAAGUUCAGCCGAUGGCAUGUUACAGGAGAAGGUCUCCCCACCUCCAAAGGACGAGGAAGAGCUUGAAUUGGAGCGUCUUGUGUUUGGAGACGCUGAAGGAUUUGUAGCGAAUUUGAAGAAGAUUGAUAAUUUGUACGAUUACUCCGAGGAAGAAGAGGAAGACUACGACGGUACCGAUGGACUCUUGGAUACUUCAGGUGACGAGAGUGACUUGGAUGGUGUGCAAGACGAAGAUUUGUUCACGAUAGAUGACGGACAUCCAGACCAUGAAGAUGAUGAUGAUGCCAUGGAUGUAGACGAAGAAGACCAAGAACAAGAAGAAGAUGACGAGUCAGACAUUGACGAAGAUGCCGCAUGGGUCGACAGUGACGACGAGAAGCUCAACAUAUCGCUUCUUGCCUCGGAUAGAAUAAAAAAAUUAAGAAAAACUGAGACUGAUUCGGUGAUAAGUGGUCACUCAUAUGUGCAAAGAUUGAGAUCACAAUUCGAAAAGAUAUACCCUAGACCUGAUUGGGUUGACAAGCUCGAGCAGGGUGUCGACGCCGAGGCCGAGGAGGGCAGUGACGACGAAAUGGCCGGUGACGACGAGGACGAGACCGCCAAUAGUAGCAUCAACGGCGAUGCGUCCGCAUUGAUGGCGCUCCUUUCGUCGACCAAACCACUCAUAAUAACCAAGCAAUUGAAGCUCAUCUCGCCACACAAGAUCUCGGUGACACGUCUCAAGAACGCCAACCACGUGCAGCCUUCCAAGGGAGCCAUCCAAUCGCUUUCCUUCCACCCUACACAUCCUCUUUUGAUGACCGGUGGGUUUGACAGAACCCUCAGAGUGUACCACAUCGACGGAAAGACCAACAACGUGGUGACGUCGUUGCACUUGCGGAACUCCCCCAUCACCACCUGUGCGUUCGCACCCACCAAUAGUAACAGUAACUUGAUCUUUGCCGCUGGUCGUCGACGUUACAUGACGAAGUGGGACUUGGACUCUGGGGAAGUCGAGAAGAUCUCGAGAAUGUACGGCCAUGAGCAGUUCCAACGUUCCUUUGAGUACUUCAAGGUCUCACCCCGUGGUCUGUACAUCGGGCUUGUAGGUAGCAGUGGUUGGUGUAACAUUUUGAACGGGAAGACCGGCCAAUGGGUCAGAGGCUUCAAAGUUGAAGGAACCAUCGUUGACUUUGAGUUCACCUUUGACGAGUCUGUUUUGAUUGUUGUGAACACCGCCGGUGAAGUUUGGGAGUUCCUGAUGUCGGGCCAAGUAAGCAAGAAGUCCACCAACAACAAACACAAUAACAAUGGCUCCAGCAACCUUAUCCGCAGAUGGCAAGAUGAUUCUGCCAUUGGUAUCACCAAGCUUAAGCUCGGUGGAGCAAAGAGUAGAUGGUUGGCCAUCGGUACCAACAACGGUAUUGUCAAUGUUUAUGACAGAAAUAGCGAAUCCACCAAGCCUCUCAAAUGUGUUGAGAACCUUGUCACCACCAUCUCAUCAUUAUCAUUUUCACCAGAUGGUCAAUUAUUGGCCAUUGCAUCAAGAGCAAAGAAGGACGCCUUACGUUUGGUACACAUCCCAUCAUGUAGUGUUUACCUGAACUGGCCAACUUCCGGAACCCCUCUUGGAAGGGUCACUGCUGUGUCAUUUUCGCCAAAUAACGAGAUGUUGGCCAUUGGUAAUGAUUCAGGAAAGGUGACCUUAUGGAGAAUGAACCACUACUAGGUGUUAGAUAGAUAGAGAAGACUACAACAAUAGAAUAUAUAACAGUCCAAUUAAAAUUUAUAAGGUAGUAGUGGUAGUAUUAGUAGUAGUAGU